Messenger RNA from Hemiscyllium ocellatum (epaulette shark), 1614 nucleotides. RefSeq lists its product as uncharacterized. Gene Ontology annotation, biological process: positive regulation of type I interferon-mediated signaling pathway. The record is from RefSeq and is a predicted model, not a curated record. Gene Ontology annotation, molecular function: double-stranded RNA adenosine deaminase activity; RNA binding; DNA binding. The transcript is spliced from 6 exons. Lineage: Eukaryota; Metazoa; Chordata; Chondrichthyes; Orectolobiformes; Hemiscylliidae. The coding region runs from base 67 to 1152 and encodes 361 amino acids.
CCGAAAACUCACUUCCAAACUCCCUGCCGGCUCUUGUUCCCAGACCGUCCUCUCCUGUGACCCAGGAUGUCCCAGGGUGUUGAAGUAUGGUCUCCCAGGACGGAUCAGGACCUGCAUCAGAGGAUCAUGGUGUGUUUGCAGGAAUCCAGUCGGAAGUCAGCCAUCUGUCUUGCUCAGGAGCUACAUCAGCCAAAAGCAACCGUCCAGCGCUGUUUGUAUCAGUUGGAGAGACAAGGGCAGAUAAAGAAGGCAGAUGACAAGCACUGGAUGUUGUGUGGAUUAACCGCGGACGAUACAACUCCCACACCUCCCUCGCUCGUGCCAGUGAACACAAUGGCGGGUCCUGUUGUGAGCCACAAUGGAAAUAGCCUUGGUCCACUCGAGCAGGACAUUCUCAUUCAGCUGUCAUCUCGGGGGUCCGCUACUGCCCUGCAGCUCGCCAAGUUCAUGGGCAAGGAAUCCAAGAAAUCCGUCAACCCAUCGCUGUACGCCCUCAAGAGGCAAGGCCUGGUCAGGCAGGAUGGUGUGACAUGGAGCAUCCUACCAGCAAGGGAAGGAGAUUCCGCAGGCAGCGGUCGGACAAGUGAGUGGCCGAAAACACCGACCGACAGAGCAGAGCCCCGUGUCCAGAUGAACAACUACCAUUAUUCCAUCACCUACCACAUUGGCGACCAGAUCACCAACAUCCAACAGCACGGGGUCACCAGCAAUAACAUCACCGGUGGUGCCCACGGUAACUGCUACGUCCAAGUGGGCUCCCAAAACACCAUGACUGGCAGAAGAGAUGCCGGGCAACGGGGUGAGGAGAGACCCACUGCAGGCGGUUUGAAAACUGUCGCUACUGAGUCCCAGGAGGGAGGAGUCUCAGAGACUGGUGGUACUGAAUCCCAGGAGGGAGGAGUCUCAGAGACUGGUGGUACUGAGCCCCAGGAGGGAGGAGUCUCAGAGACUGGUGGUACUGAGGCCAAGGAGGGAGAAGUCUCGGGCACAGGCACUGCGUUUCACAUCGACAUCAUCGCUGACCAGCUCUCUGGUCUUCAGAUUGGGAACAGCAACCAGAUGAAGUUCUGGUCUGACCCUGUGAACGAGGAUCCUGUGAGUGAUGGUUCUUCAAGUGAAGAUCCCUUUUUUGAGAAUACUGAGGAAGAAUGAAAACUCCCAUCAUGGUGGGUUUGGGGAGUUGAGGUGCUUCGCCUGGUGUCGGGAGAACACGGGGUCCCAAAUGGAAUAGGUUUCUGAUAUUUUAUCCCCCUCCGAGGUAACCCUGUCCAAACUGGCUUUCCUGAGUCAUCUGGGUCACGUCUUCAAUCUGCUGAGCGAAGACUAUGCUUUAAUCUGAGAGGACACAAACCCAGAAAUUGCUGGAAACACUCAGCCUCUCCUGGAGAGAAAUCAGUGUUAACAUUUUGGGGAUGACCUUUCCUCAGACCUGAGGGCAGAGAGAUGGCAGCAGCACUACGGCAGAAACACGUUUACUGGAACAGUCUGAGUUGUGUGCAAUAUUUUAACCAGUUAGGAAAGGGAUGCAGAAACACAUAGCAUAGAGUUCGUGAUUACUGAACUGGGGGAAAAAAAUGGUAUGGAAUUGUUUAUUUGUAACUGUUUAUCUGUAAU